Molecule: messenger RNA, 2993 nt
Organism: Scleropages formosus (Asian bonytongue)
Lineage: Eukaryota; Metazoa; Chordata; Actinopteri; Osteoglossiformes; Osteoglossidae
Gene: prkg1l
Product: protein kinase cGMP-dependent 1, like
Exons: 20
Coding region: 326-2389 (687 amino acids)
Biological process (GO): protein phosphorylation
Molecular function (GO): cGMP-dependent protein kinase activity; ATP binding
Source: RefSeq, a predicted model, not a curated record
UGUGGUGUUAGGUGCUCCAGCCGGCUCUGCGCUCUCUGACCGCGGCGAUGGGCAGCGAACGCAGCAGCUCCUGCCUCUUGGACUCUGCAGCAGCCCGGAGCAGCGUCUCCGGCCAGUCUCCACCUGUCCGCUCUGAGGUGCAUGAAUAACAUCUCAUUUUCUCAUCCUCGUUAUUUUAUCUGUAUCUGCUGGAGGAGCUGCUCCGUGGGAUCGUCAGGAGUGUGUUCUUCUUGUAUCCCUCCGAAAACACACGCUGUGACUGUACAGUAAGCGAGGUGUGUCGGCUCUGGAUCCCCGAAGGUAUCCGACACAGGACACACAGACAAUGGGCACACUGCGGGACCUCCAGUUCGCCCUGCAGCUGAAAAUCGAGGAGCUGCGGCAGCGGGAUGCCCUCAUCGAUGAGCUGGAGCUGGAGCUGGACGCAAAGGAUGAUCUCAUUCGGCGGCUGCAGGGAGAGCUGGACCGCUACCGGGCGACCCUCGGUCCCCUAGGGCCAUCUGCAGCCUGCCACGGACCAUCUAAAGUCUCAAAUGAGCCCCAGCGUACCAAGAGACUGGCCAUCUCGGCAGAGCCCGCUGCCCUAGACCCCACCCAGCUCCCCAAUGUCACCCUGACCAGCUACACCAAGAGUAAAGCGUCACAGGAGCUAAUUCAGAAUGCUCUGCUUGAGAAUGACUUCAUGAAGCACCUUGAAGUUGGGCAGAUCUUGGCCAUUGUAGAUUGCAUGCACCUGACCACCAUCUCCCAAGGGUGCUGUGUCAUUAAAGAGGGUGACGAUGGUUCCCUGGUGUACGUGCUGGAAGAGGGUAAGGUAGAGGUGACUAAGGAAGGCCACAAGUUGUGCACCAUGGGGCCGGGGAAGAUAUUUGGAGAGCUAGCGGUCCUGUACAACUGCACCCGCGCUGCUACAGUCACAGCCUUGACUGAUAUCAAGCUGUGGACGAUAAACCGGCAGUGCUUCCAGACGAUCAUGAUGAGAACGGGUUUAAUAAGGCACUCGCAGCACAUGGAGUUCCUGCGCAGUGUGCCGUCCUUCCAGUCCCUGCCGGAGGACGUGCUCAGUAAGGUGGCCGACGCUCUCGAAGAGGCCCGCUACGCCGAUGGUGAUUACAUCAUUCGCCAGGGUGCUACCGGGGACACCUUCUUCAUCAUCAGCGAAGGCCAGGUGAAGGUCACAAAGGAGAAAUCAGGCGAUGAGGAACCAGUGCUGCCGUCUACUUUGUCCAGGGGGAAUUGGUUUGGAGAGCAGGCGCUGAAAGGGGAAGACGUGCGGACAGCCAGCGUCAUUGCAGUGGGGGAUGUGACGUGUCUGGUUGUGGACAGAGAGACUUUUAAACAGUUGAUAGGGGGUCUGGAAGAUGCUAGCAAAAAGGUACACGAAAGCAAUGAGACUAAAUCCAAGUUAGAAGCAGAAGCUGCCUUCUUCUCCAGCUUGUCUCUGAGUGACUUUAAGGUGGUCACCACCCUGGGUGUGGGGGGCUUCAGUCGUGUUGAAUUGGUGCAACUGAAGAGCGACCCCAGCCGCUCAUUCGCCAUGAAGGUUCUGAAGAAGCGCCACAUCCUAAACACCAACCAACAGGGCCACAUCCUGUCGGAGAGACAAAUCAUGAUGGAGGCCCACUGCCGUUUCACUGUCAGGCUUUACUGUACCUUCAGGGAUGCAAAGUACCUAUACAUGUUGAUGGAAGCCUGUCUAGGUGGAGAGCUAUGGACCCUGCUGAGAGACAGGGGCUCCUUUGAUGAGGCCGCCACACGCUUCUUCACAGCCUGCGUGGUGGAGGCUCUGGCCUUCCUGCACUGCCAAGGCAUCAUCUACAGAGACUUGAAGCCAGAGAAUAUCAUACUGGACCAGCAUGGAUACGCCAAACUGGCUGAUUUUGGCUUUGCAAAGAAGGUGGGCUUGGGGAAGAAAACCUGGACUUUCUGCGGAACCCCAGAGUACGUGGCCCCUGAGGUCAUCUUAAACAAGGGCCACGAUAUCUCUGCAGACUGCUGGUCCCUGGGAAUCCUCAUUUUUGAGCUGCUGAUCGGAAGGCCUCCAUUCUCCGAGUCAGACCCCAUGAAAACGUACAACGUAAUCCUGCGUGGAAUCGAUAUGGUGGAAUUUCCUAAGAAGAUCACCAAGAGUGCGAUCAACCUCAUCAAGAGACUGUGCAGGGACAGCCCAGCAGAGAGACUUGGCAACCAGAAAAAUGGAGUGAAAGACAUCCAGAAGCACAAGUGGUUCGAAGGAUUCAACUGGGAGGGACUUUGCAAAGGCACCUUAGCCCCCCCAUUCAUUCCAAAUGUGAACGGCCCCCUGGACACCAGCAAUUUCGACUGCUUCCCAGAGGACAACGAGGACCCGCCCCCAGAUGAGGAGUCUGGCUGGGACAUCGACUUCUGAGCGCGAUCAUCUGAAAGGCCUUGUUGUGGAGGGAAUGGAGGCCAGCAGGGGGAGCCACUCCAAGAAACCGAAGUGGUCCCCUGCGAAAGAGGACAGCAUUUCGGCGUUGUAAACAGACCUUCGGGAAAACAAUGCAGCGUUUACAUGGCAGCGCAGUGAAGGGCUUGGAUUUUAAAGUCCCCCAAACAUGGGGAAUGUUAUAUAAAACAUGUACAUGUUUUAUAACAUAUCUUAUGGCUAUAUUUAAUGCUCUUAUUUUAUGCUUUUGGCAAUACUAAAUAUUUUAAAAUGAUAAAAUUCUACUUUUUUUUAAAUCAAACAAUUUUUGUUUUGGCAUCAAAAUGUAAGAGCCCAAUUAUUCUGUGUAACUGGCUUUGUACAGUAAAGUAUAAGCUCUAUGCCCCUGGAAGUAUUUACAAAAUCGGUUUACAUUUUAAUAAACUUCACAGAGUACCCUGUGAUGUCCAGGGUGUAACCUCCUCAGCGCUGCGCUCAGUGUUUCCUGGAUGGGCUCUGGAUCACUGCGACCCUCAUCAGGACAAGCAGGUUCUUGACCCUGGAUGGAUGGAUGGAUGGAUGGAUGGAUGGACUUCACAGAGGCAUU